AUGGCAAUCCAGGAUCCUUGCUUCAGCUUGGCCCGAGCCCCAGCCACUGCGGUCAUUCGAGGUGUAAAGCAGAGCGGGGCCCGGCAGCCGACGCAUGCAGGAAGUACUUCUCGGACCCUGUCCGUCUGGUCUCUGGCACGAACGCCCUGGCAAGCAUCAGCCCCGCGCGACAGAAGUCGCUGGUUCGGACUGGCUUUCAGCACGCCGCCCCAGGGUCUCCUGGAGUGCCUGGUCUCGGGGGCACGCACGUUACCGCCGGUCACGUCCUAUCAUCCUCUCAACUCGAUCAACAGCGACUUCCACCUUUUCGCAGACACCUCACCUCCCCACCUGCUUUCUGCCGCCCACGCUGGCGCCGUACGCUCGCUAAAGUGCGUGCACACAAGCAAGGCGCAGCAAAAAGUUAAGCGCCUUUCAAGCCGCGCAGCCACGAUCGCAGUGAAUGCUCCGCACGUCAGGCUCGGGCGGAGGGGGAGUGCUCUGCGAACCAGAGGGCCCUGCACCGAGCCAUUGGCAGAGCCGGGACUCACUGUCUCCAGGGUGGGCGCGGCCAGAGAGACAAACACAGGUACAAGAAAUGGCCUAGAAAUCGUAGUUAUGGGCAGAUUUACUCAAGUUAACAACGGUUUAGCAAGACUUUCCCAAGACACCAAAUGCAAUGACCUUUGCAGUAAAUGUGAUAUUGUGUCUGGUGUCGAUAGCAGGGCCGUGGGAACUCGUCCAGAUCGCGUCUGCGCAUGUGCCGCCCCGCCCCCUCGCGCCAUCUUCCUCCGGGAAAUUCCAGAUGCUGUGCUGUGCCCACGCUGUUGUGCAGGCUGCGGAGUCGGACUCUGCGUUCUCGAACGCUGGUUUAAUUCUAGAGUCUGCUGCCUGUUUCCAAAGUCAAAGAAGAUGAACAUGUCUCCAGUGUUUGUGUCAUUUGAGGAUGUGGCUGUGUUCUUCACCUGGGAGGAGUGGCAGGAGCUGAACAGUGUUCAGAGGACUCUGUACAGGGAAGUGAUGCUGGAGACCUACAGCAACCUGAUGUGUUUGGGUUGCUGCAUUUCCAAGCCAGAAAUCAUUUUCAAGUUGGAGCAAGGAUUAGAGCCAUGGGUUGUAGAAGAACCUAUAAGCCAGAGCCUACAAGUUAUCCGGAAAAUGGAUGACCUGAUUGAGACUCGUCGGGAAACUCAAGAUGUGAUUUACUGGGAAGUUGUGAUGACAAAUCGCAGCAUAUCUACCAAGGAGAAUGCAGAUUUAAGAGAUAUAUUUAAUGUAAAACCCAAUCAUAUGUCAAAACUGAUCAUGAAGGAUGGAAAUUAUGCAGAAAUGGGUCCUGAGGAGUACAGUGCCUAUCAGAAUACUCUUUUUGGUGAGCCUGAUGAUAUGUGGGCUGGAGAGAAACAUGACGAGCCUCGGAAGCCUUUUCAACUCUAUGAGUAUCAUGAUCAGCAUCUCAAUGUUCACUCUUUGCCACAGACUUUUAAGCAGGAUGGACAGAAGAAUGCUUUUGAUAGUGAGACAAUGUUCCUUACACACAAGUCAGACCUAUCAGUCCAUCAAAUGACACACACAGGAGAAAAUCCUUAUGCAUAUACUGAUUGCGAAAAAUCUUUCACUUGUAAACCAAACUUUCCCAUUCGUCACAGCAUUCAUCCAGGAGGUAAGUCCUAUUGGUGUAAUGAAUGUGGAAAAAGCUUUUGCCGGAAAUCAAACCUCCAUCGACAUCAGAGAACUCACACAGGGGAAAAAACCAAUGAAUGCAAUAUUUGUGAAAAAAGCUUUUACCAGAAGUCAGACCUUAUCAUACAUCAGAGAAUUCACACAGGGGAAAAGCCCUAUGAGUGCAGUGACUGUGGAAAAACUUUCUGCCGUAAGUCCAGCCUCAGGACACAUCAGAGACUGCACACAGGUGAGAAAUUAUAUGAAUGUGAAGAAUGUGGGAAGACUUUCUUCUACAAGUCAUCUCUGUCACAACAUCAGAGAACUCUGUAUGAAUGUAAGAAGUGUGGGAAAUCAUUCUACCACUGGUCUCUGUACUGUAAGCAUCAGCAGACUCACACAGGGGGCAAACCCUAUAAGUGUAAUGAAUGUGGGAAAACUUUCUGCAGGAAAGCAAACCUCAUGAUGCAUCAACAGACGCACACUGGAGAGAAACCCUAUGAAUGCAACGAGUGUGGGAAGACAUUCUUCCGGAAAACAAGCCUCAGCAGACAUCAGCAAACUCAUACGGGGGAGAAGCCCUUUGAAUGUAGUGACUGUGGAAAAUCCUUUUAUCUGAAAUCAAACCUACUUAUACAUCGCAGAAAUCACACAGAAGGAAAAGCUUAUCCAUGUAAUGAAUGUGGAAAAGCUUUUUAUCAAAAGUCGUAUCUGAUUAUACAUCAGAGAAGUCACACGGGAGAAAAACCUUAUGGGUGUAAUGAAUGUGGGAAAGCCUUUUCCCGGAAGUCAGAUCUUGUUAGGCAUGAGAAAAUUCAAACUGGUGGGAAAUCUUAUGAGUGUAAUCAAUGUUCUAAAACUUUUUGCCAGAAGUCAAAUCUCAGGAUACAUCAAAGAAUUCACACAGGUGAGAAAAUAUAUGAAUGUAAAGAAUGUGGAAAAGCCUUUUGCAGGAAGUCGCAUCUCAACAAAAAUCCCAGGAUUCACACAGGAGAGAAACCUUAUGAAUGUAAUGACUGUGGUAAAGCCUUUGGCCGUAUGUCACACCUUGUAAUGCAUCAAAGAGUUCACACAGGGGAGAAACCUUAUGAGUGUAAUGACUGUGGAAAAGCCUUUGGUCAUAAGUCACAUUUAACAGUGCAUCAGAGAACCCACACAGGGGAGAAACCUUAUGAGUGUGAUGACUGUGGGAAAGCUUUUGGCCGUAUGGCAUCUCUUAUAAUGCAUCAAAGAAUUCACACUGGGGAGAAACCUUAUGAAUGUGAUGAUUGUGGAAAAGCUUUUGGCCGUAUGUCAUCCCUCAUUAUGCAUCAUAGAAUCCACACAGGUGAGAAACCUUAUGAAUGCAAUGUGUGUGGGAAAGCCUUUGGUCAUAAGUCACACUUAAGAGUGCAUCAGAGAAUUCACACAGGGGAGAAACCUUAUGAAUGUGAUGACUGUGGAAAAGCCUUUAGCUGUACAUCACAACUCAUAAAACAUCAAAGAAUCCACACAGGGGAGAAACCUUACGAAUGUAAUGAGUGCGGGAAGGAUUUUAUUGAGAAAUCACAACUCAAAAAACACCAGAGAAUUCACACAGGGGAGAAACCUUAUGAAUGCAAGGAGUGUGGACAAGCCUUUAUUCAGAAGUCACAACUUACAAUACAUCAGAGAACACACACAGGUGAGAGACCUUUUGAGUGUAGUAACUGUGGAAAAGCCUUUCGGAGUACAUCACACCUCAUAAAACACCAGAAAACUCACACGGGGGAGAAACCUUAUGAGUGUAGUGACUGUGGAAAAUGUUUUGGCCAUACAUCAUGCCUCAUAAGGCAUCAGAGGAUUCAUACAGGGGAGAAACCUUAUGAAUGUAAUGACUGUGGAAAAACCUUUAUCCAGAAAUCACAACUCACAAGACAUCAGAGAACUCACACAGGGGAGAGACCUUAUGAAUGUAAUGACUGUGGGAAAGCCUUUAUCCAGAAGUCAAAACUAACACUACAUCAGAGAACCCACACAGGGGAGAAACCUUAUGAAUGUAAUGACUGUGGGAAAGCUUUUUGCCACAUGUCAUCCCUGAUAAGACAUCAGAGAAUUCACACAGGGGAGAAACCUUCUGAAUGUAAUGACUGUGGAGCAGACUUUAUCCAGAAGUCACAACUCGCAAUAGUUCAAAAAGCACACACAGCAGAGAAACCUUAUGAAUGUAUGACCCUGGAAAAGCUUUUUGCCAUAAAUCACAUCUUAUGGACAUCUGGAAAGUCAGACAAAGGGGAAACAGUAUGAAUGUGGUAACUGAGGAAGACGUUUUUAUGCAAAUCUGCCCUCAUGAAACAAGAUUCGGAAAGGGAGAAGCCUUAUGAAUGCUAAGAUUGGGAAAGCCCUUUGCCAAGAGUCACAUCUUGGAGCACAUCCAAGAAUUCAGAGGAAGGAACUUUAUGAUUGUAAUAUAUAUGGAUUGGUCUUUUUUCAGCAUUAGUACCCCGAGGCAACAGGGAAUUCAAAUAAGGGAUAAAACAAAAAGUUUGGUUAGAUGAACCUUUUUUGUCCACCCAGAGUCAGUGUCAUCAUUCUAAUAGCUGUUUGCUGCAAAUCAAACAAAUCUGUAAUGCUACUGUGAAAAGGCUUUUGCCAAACAUCAGACAUCAUUUAACAUUAAUGAGUUCACACAAGUUUUUUUGAGGAUUAAUGUAGGUUGGAAAGCAUUUUCCUUGAACUCAAGCCUCGUUAGAUAAAAUUUACAAAGGGCACCGUUUCAUACAGUAAAUAAGAUAAAAAUGUUAACUUCUAGUUAAACCAGCAGACAAUGGAGAAUUUAUGAAGGAAAAAAAUCAUAUCAAUGUGACGAAUGUGAAAUCUCACCAUAAGUCAGUCUUCAGCUCACUUGAAGAGGUUGAGAGCUGGUUUUUAGCUGUAACAACUCUUGUUUUCAAUCAAGAUGACAGUCCUGCAAGUCAUCCCACCUCUACUGCUACCUUUUGAGAACAGCUCAUUGGCCCUAGUAAGUUCCCCAGGGUAUCUUCAAAAUAUUAGUCAUAGGGUGCAAACUGAAAAUGUCAAAAUGAUACAGAAAAAAAGAUGUGAGCAGUUGCGUUGAAGUUGGAAAUUUGCUGAACUGGAAUUUGGUUUGCUGCCACUAGGUUUUUUUCCCAGGUGUCCGAGAUAUCAAUUUCUCCAAUAUUGCAUAGCUAAGGACAUUUUCUAGGUUCCUAGCUAAACUGGUGCUUUUCCAGUCAAGUGUUGGAAUAUUAUGUUAACUUUUGUAUAUGUAAUUAAGGGUUUUAAGAUUGGACUAUCAGUAUUUUCCAUAUAAGCCCAGCAUACACUCUCUUGUGUGUUCACUAUCAAAAGCCAGUUGUGUACACAAGUUGAGAGCCAGGAGAUUCCCCUGUGUCACUCAUUUCUGUGCAGAGACUGGAAUAUUGUGUUGCCCGACACAUCAGUAGUGAAUUGGAAGUGAAGCAUCCAGGACUUGGACUGAAAAGUGAUUGGGUUGCCAGCAUAGCUGUCACUAAGUUUCCCUGUACGUCACAGUUUCAGACCCCACAUGUAAGUAUUAACACAGUUACUUCCUUUAGCAGCAUUACUAUUGAAAAAUUAUAGUGUGCCUUUGAAGCAAUUCUUUUUUGUCUUUCCAAUGGUUCUGAUAAUGCCUCAAUAAAUCUCUUCUAAAACUCA
Ochotona curzoniae (black-lipped pika) is the source of this 5298-nucleotide messenger RNA. RefSeq names its product zinc finger protein 585A-like. The record is from RefSeq and is a predicted model, not a curated record. Gene Ontology annotation, biological process: regulation of transcription by RNA polymerase II. Bases 1 to 3906 code for a protein of 1301 amino acids. NCBI's taxonomy places the organism in Eukaryota, Metazoa, Chordata, Mammalia, Lagomorpha, Ochotonidae. Gene Ontology annotation, molecular function: RNA polymerase II cis-regulatory region sequence-specific DNA binding; DNA-binding transcription factor activity, RNA polymerase II-specific. The transcript is spliced from 10 exons.